CAGAGGAAGAGGAAAGCCGGUGAGAGCGAUCGGAGGGGUUGGUAAGGACAGCACUUGGUAUUAUAAUAAAAAUCUGGCACACGCGGGACGCAUGCGCACGGCCGACGGAGACGAGCUGGCCGGACCUUCCCCUCCAGCUUCCCAGGUGGACAGUGGAAUCCCUAUGGGACCGAAGCGUGCGGAGAUGCGAAGGCAGCCGAUGUCUGCAGCCUUGGACGCCCCGGACUCGGCGGGCGUGCGUGGGGCGCACAAUGCCUGCUGCUUCUGCUGGUGUUGCUGCUGCAGCUGCUCCUGUCUCACGAUUAGAAGCCAAGAGGAACAGAGACACAGGAUGGUGUCCAAUGAACUCAGAAGAGAUAACCUUCCAACCUGUGAAGAAAGCCCAAGCCUCACCCUGGAAGAAGUCGGCGCCUGGGCUCAGUCAUAAGACCAGUUAAUGUUCACUCCGGCCGGAAGGAACGCUUUCCGGGAAUUCCUCCGAACAGAAUUCAGUGAAGAAAACAUGCUCUUCUGGAUGGCGUGUGAGGAACUGAAGAAAGAAGCUAAUAAAAACGUUAUUAAAGAGAAAGCAAACCAAAUAUAUGAAAACUACAUUUCUAUCCUUUCUCCUAAAGAGGUUAGCUUAAACUCCCGAGUAAGAGAAGUCAUCAACAGGAACAUGGUGGAACCAUCCCAGCACAUAUUUGAUGAUGCACAACUGCAGAUUUAUACCUUAAUGCACAGAGACUCAUACCCCCGGUUCAUGAGCUCUGCUCUCUAUAAAGAUUUGCUUCAGAGCUUGUCUGAGAAAUCAGUUGAAGCAUAGGAUGUUAUCAAAUAUGCUUAUUAUAAAUAAAACAAUAAAAGAAUUCAUGGACUACAUUUAGUACAAGGAAUGUAGAGGUAGUAUCUUCUGCUGGAGUAAUAACUUGGGCCAUUUUAGUAAGAUGCUUCCUUCUACAUAAGACUAUAUAGUUACAGUAUAAAAUUGCAGCCACUUGCAAUGAUACUUCUGAGAAAAACUGGGGUCUGGCUGUCUUAGAAAGAUAGUAUAUGUACAUUUACCAUAAUAGUAGCAUGUCCUCAACCACAAGGGAUACUCUUGAAGACUCCACACUGCCUGCAGCAUGUAGACCCACUGGAGCAAAUGGAACAGAUUUGUUUUGCAUAAGUCUGGUACCUGAUCACUCUCCUCCCAAAGAAAAGAUAGCAAGUGGAUCACAGCCACUCCCUCUUCUAAUUCAUUUUUGAAUAUUUCACUUAGUGCCAUUACAGGGCCCAUAUUCCCAUUUUACAAAGAUGCAGCACUUUAAAAAUGGUGUUCCACUUUAUUGUAGAAUACGUGUAUAUAAGUACAUAUGUGUGUGUGUCUAUACAUGGUAAGUGUAAAGCACUGCUCUUCAGUGGGUCUCAAGCGUUUGGUAAGAGAAGUAGUGCUUAGAAAAUUCUUUCAUUUAAAAGUUACCAUUAUUUUAUUAUCAGAAUCUGCGAACCUGAAGUUUUAAGUUCACAACUUUGUGUUCAUAACAUUUUCAAAUAAGCCUAUUUUAUUAUUGAAAGAAAUAUGGGCAUUUUUCACUCAGAAAAGAAAGCACAAGAGUUUUAUCUCCAUCUUUAUUUUUUUUCACAGGUAUUAAAUAUUGAGAAAUAGAAGACUAACUAAGUAGGGAUCGACGCAAGACACCUUUUAGCUCCCACACUAAGAUUUUGUUUUAGAUCCUACCAUUUUUGUCAUGGGACGACGGAAUCACUUCACAGCUUACAGGCAACAUACUGGUUUGUAGACCUAAGCCACCCUGAAGGAGUCCUUGACUA
Messenger RNA from Manis javanica (Malayan pangolin), 1794 nucleotides. Lineage: Eukaryota; Metazoa; Chordata; Mammalia; Pholidota; Manidae. The record is from RefSeq and is a predicted model, not a curated record.